AUGGAUUUUGACGAUUUAAUUAAUAAUUUGCGUCAAUUUUUGUCAAAAGAUUUACAAAAUGGAAAUGAAUUUGGGGAAUUUUUAAUUUUAAAUUGUUCUCCUGAAAUGGCUAAAUAUGUUGGAAUUUUUAUUGUUAAAUAUUUGGUGGAAGAUUGCUGUAAAAAUAAUAAAAAAUAUUUGAAAAAAGGAAUUCUCUCAAAGUUAUUUACUUCAUUAUUUAAUACUCCAAUAUUUAAAUAUUUUUAUAAUGGAAUUAUUUUGUCUUUUGAACGUUAUUUUGAAUGUAGAAAUAAAUUAAGGAAUUUAGAAGAAAUUAAAGAAGAAGAAAAUUCUUUUUAUUUUUUGGUUUGGCAAAAUUUUAUUUUUUUAAUUUUUGAAUUGACACAAAUUUGUAAUGAAGGUUUUUUUAAUUUAAAAUUAUAUUUAAAAUAUUUAUUUUUAGAAGGAAUAAUUAUUUUAAUUUUUAAUAUUUUUGAUUAUUUACUUAAUGAGCCUGUUUUGAAUUCUUUGAAGAUUUUUGAGUUGGAAUCAAUUUUAUCUCUUUUAAUGAUUAUUGGCCACCGUUUAGAAUUAGACUAUCCACUCCAAACAGACCAAUUACGUAUUUUAUUACGCAAUGCUUCUUUAAAUUCAACAGAAUGUUGGGCACGAAAAAUGAUUUUAUUAAUGGUGGAAUUGGGGGCUGUUAAUUGGAAAAUUGUUCCGCAAAUUGAAGAAUUUUAUUAUACUUUGUGAAAAACAAUUUUUGAAUUUAAUUCUGUCAAUUAAAAUUCUCUUUUAUUUAUGUAUUUC
Molecule: messenger RNA, 792 nt
Organism: Meloidogyne enterolobii
Lineage: Eukaryota; Metazoa; Nematoda; Chromadorea; Rhabditida; Meloidogynidae
Source: the annotation of a GenBank genome assembly